AUGUACAAGUUCUGCACCAGCGUCGAAACCCUCUUCCUUGACUACGCCACUUUCUUUGAAAAAAAUGUGUUCGGUUCAAAGGAAACUCUUGAUCUGGACAUUUCAAAUGCCCACAGUACGCUCAAGACUUGUGACAGAUAUAGUAAUUGCCCAUCACUAAACAAAUUCAAUUGUUUUCUCCCCAAAAUGCCGCAAGUCGGAGGUGUUUGUAAGAGGAUGUUCAUUCUAACAACGCCGUAUGCGAACUGUCUGCGCUCACUCCAAAACCAAACAAUUCAAUCCCCUGAAUUGCAAACUCUUGUCAAUGACUUCACUGAGGAUGGAAUCGCCAAGAAGUGUCUCGAUUUGAAGGAACGUUCGACUCUCAUGGAUGCAUUUUCCCAGGAAUGCGACGAGGAAGCCGGGAGACAUUUCAAAUAUUUUCUUGCAGACUUGAAGGGUUAUUAUAAUUGUUCUUAUAAUUGA
Messenger RNA from Caenorhabditis remanei, 465 nucleotides. RefSeq lists its product as uncharacterized. The record is from RefSeq and is a predicted model, not a curated record. The transcript has 3 exons. Lineage: Eukaryota; Metazoa; Nematoda; Chromadorea; Rhabditida; Rhabditidae. Bases 1 to 465 code for a protein of 154 amino acids.